CUUUGACAGGACAAUUUACGUUACAUUCAUGAAUUCUGGAGACGGUGACUCGACGUCCACCUCUUCCAGACAAUGAAAAUACCUGAGAAUUUGGGGAGUCCAGCUCCAGGCCCCGGAGAUCUUCGAGAGAUGGCGGUAUAUGAGGAACUUCCGGCCUCCGAACGCUGGGAGGCGCUGUGAUCUCUCGGUGACCUCCUGGACACCGGAAUACAAGGCGCAAGCGCAGUCUUUGCUUUAAGCCGGCUUCCCACGUGUAGACCUUGUGGGCAAGUUUUUCGAGAAAAAUGCCCAAAUUAAAGGUGCCCCGUGGGGCCGGGAAUCAGGAGAAGCAUGCACCUCUGGCCGAGCAGAUUCUGGCUGGGAACGCAGUGCGCGCGGGGACCCGAGACAAACGGCGGGGACGCGGGGUCGAAGAGGAGGAAGAGUAUGUGGGACCCCGGUUGAGCAGACGGAUUUUGCAGCAAGCCCGGCAGCAGCAAGAGGAGCUCGAGACUGAACACGGGACUGGACACCAGCCUGCAAAACCACGAGAGCGCGCCACGCGGCUGGGGCCCGGAGUGCCACAGGAUGGAUCCGAUGAUGAGGAUGAGGAGUGGCCCACCCUGGAGAAGGCAGCCAAAAUGACUGGGGUAGACUACCAAGCAGAGGUGGUUGUAGACCCUGAGGAUGAACGCGCCAUUGAAAUGUUCAUGAACAAGAACCCUCCCAUCAGGCGCACUCUGGCUGACAUCAUCAUGGAGAAGCUGACUGAGAAGCAGACAGAGGUGGAGACGGUCAUGUCAGAGGUGUCGGGCUUCCCUAUGCCUCAGCUGGAUCCCCGAGUCCUGGAGGUCUACAGAGGAGUUCGGGAGGUGUUAUCCAAGUACCGAAGUGGGAAACUGCCCAAAGCUUUUAAGAUCAUCCCUGCACUGUCCAACUGGGAGCAAAUCCUCUAUGUCACUGAGCCCGAGGCCUGGACAGCAGCUGCCAUGUAUCAAGCCACCAGGAUUUUUGCCUCUAACCUGAAGGAACGAAUGGCCCAGCGUUUCUACAACCUUGUCCUGCUCCCCCGAGUACGCGAUGACAUCGCUGAGUACAAACGGCUCAACUUUCACCUCUACAUGGCACUCAAGAAGGCCCUGUUCAAGCCUGGAGCGUGGUUCAAAGGAAUCCUGAUCCCACUGUGCGAGUCUGGCACUUGUACCCUCCGAGAAGCCAUCAUCGUGGGCAGCAUCAUCACCAAGUGCUCCAUUCCGGUGUUGCACUCCAGUGCGGCCAUGCUGAAGAUUGCUGAGAUGGAGUAUAGCGGCGCCAACAGCAUUUUCCUGCGCCUGCUGCUAGAUAAGAAGUACGCGUUGCCCUACCGGGUGCUAGACGCCCUGGUCUUCCAUUUUCUGAGCUUCCGAACGGAGAAGCGCCAGCUGCCCGUGCUCUGGCACCAGUGCCUUCUGACGUUGGCACAGCGCUACAAGGCCGACUUGGCCACGGACCAGAAGGAGGCCCUCCUGGAACUGCUUCGACUGCAGCCCCACCCCCAGUUGUCUCCUGAAAUCAGGCGUGAGCUUCAGAGUGCAGUCCCCAGAGAUGUGGAGGAUGUUCCCGUCACCAUGGAAUGAGAACAGUCACCUGCCGUGGUCCAGGGGGCUUGGGAGGACACCAAGACCCCAGCUGGUUACCCAGGAUGUAAAGACCUGGGUCAAGGCACUGAGGUUGGGUGGCACCUGUGGUGUCGGUCCUGGGCAGGCUGAUCUGGUUGGCUCUCUGCCGUUCUAGGCUUUGGUCCCUGCUCACUUCCAGAAGCUCACUAGAGUUACCCCAGUUCAGCAUCCUCACAACCCAGCUGGCACUUGGUCUAUGGCUGCUCUGCAGUCCCUGUCAGCUCACUGGGUUGCAGAUAAAGCAGGGCAGUUAUUUAUUGGAGCUCUGUGUUUGGUACAGUCGCUGGAGGUGCCUGCCUGCCCCAUGGCUAGAGGUGGGAGUCGCCCGAAGCUCUUUCCUGUUCCCAGUUCUGAGAAGUGGGUUCUUAGUCCCACAGACCCCUCACUCUACCCCUUAUUUCUCAAGUGUCUCUCUAGCCUUUUCCCUUGCUCUCCACAAAGAGGAAGUGUGUGCGAGCCGCCUACCAUUGACGUGACAUGUUGAUGGGCUCCUUGGGGGACAGCAGCUGCUGCUGCCAUAGAGCAGCAGUCCAUGGAAAAGGUGGUAGCCGCCGUCACUGCAGGGAAGACUGCAUGGCAGGGGCAGGCCCUUUCUCGAGGACGAGACAGCAGUAAGUCAGAAAAGGUCCUGCUUUCUGAGCACCGAGAGCUCUAGGUUGCUUGACAGACCAGGGUCCAAUGCCUGUUGUUUGCUGAUGAGCAAAGAACAAUCUUCAUUUGUUUUCAUGGCUUGGGGAAAUCUGUAUGAAAUGUUAGUUGCAGCCAGGCAUGGAUCUGAGUUUGAGGCCAGUCAGGACUAGCUAUACAGUGAAAACCUAUCCCAUUGCCCCCCCCC
Messenger RNA from Peromyscus californicus insignis, 2472 nucleotides. It is a transcript of the gene Bysl, whose product is annotated as bystin like. Gene Ontology annotation, biological process: rRNA processing. The coding region runs from base 285 to 1595 and encodes 436 amino acids. The record is from RefSeq and is a predicted model, not a curated record. NCBI's taxonomy places the organism in Eukaryota, Metazoa, Chordata, Mammalia, Rodentia, Cricetidae. The transcript is spliced from 7 exons. Gene Ontology annotation, molecular function: snoRNA binding. Gene Ontology annotation, cellular component: nucleolus; preribosome, small subunit precursor; cytoplasm.